Trichophyton rubrum CBS 118892 is the source of this 1761-nucleotide messenger RNA. RefSeq lists its product as uncharacterized. Lineage: Eukaryota; Fungi; Ascomycota; Eurotiomycetes; Onygenales; Arthrodermataceae. The coding region runs from base 1 to 1761 and encodes 586 amino acids. The record is from RefSeq and is a predicted model, not a curated record. The transcript has 4 exons.
AUGCUUCCUCCUUUCGACUACUUCCAGUACCGUAGUGCUCGCGACUUCAAGCGCAACCAAAGAUCGCAGCGCUUUGCUUCUCUGCCUUCUAUCUACCAUGCUCCAUUCUCCGCCUUUGACCAUUCAGUGAUCGACAAGCCAAUCGAAGAGCUUGUCCAAGACGUCCACAAGGGCGCGCUCGCCCCCGUCGAUGUACUACAUACUUAUGGCAAGAUCGCCAUCAAGGCACAGGAACGAUGCAAUUGUAUAACGGAAUUGCUGAUUCCAGAGUCUGAGGAAUGGGCAAAGUCUGGGAUCAACCUUCAGGGGCCAUUGGCUGGUAUCCCUGUUUCGUUGAAAGACUCCAUCCAGGUUGGUGGCUUCGACACUUCUGUGGGCUAUACGAGAUAUACCCGUCAGCCAGCUGCAAAGGAUGGUGCCUUAGUUAGGCUGUUAAAAGACGCAGGUGCCGUUCCAUAUGCAAAGACUGCUCUUCCGAUCACACUACUCUCCUUUGAAUCUACUAAUGAUCUCUGGGGAGUUUGCCGUAACCCUCAUGGCUCUGCUUUCACUCCUGGUGGCUCUUCUGGUGGUGAAGCUGCUCUCUUGGCCAUGGGAGGCCGUAUUGGUGUCGGCUCUGAUGUUGCUGGCUCCGUCCGUCUCCCUGCUGCAUGGAGUGGUUGUUAUUCUCUCCGCUGCAGCACUGGGCGAUGGCCGAAGGCCGGCGUCAGCACUAGUAUGGCGGGACAGGAGGGCGUUCCUAGUGUUUUCAGCCCUAUGGCAAGAACACUCAAUGAUCUGACUUACUUUGCUCGGUCCAUUAUUGGAAUGGAGCCAUGGAAGUACGAUACCACAGUUCAUCCAGUCGUCUGGAGGAGCGAAAUAGAAGACGAGGCUAAGACGAAGAAGCUCCGAAUUGGUGUUAUGAGGUCGGACGGCGUUGUACCACCAACUCCUGCAGUUGCCCGUGGAAUAAACACCACAGUUGCUGCUUUGACCGCAGCCGGGCACACAAUCGUUGAGGUUAAGGAGCCAGAGACUGCUACUUCCCUAAUGGGUCUUAACCUAGCGUCUCUUCUGCUGAACUCUGAUGGUUGUGAAACGUUCAAUUCCCAUUUGCAAACGGGUGAAUCUUCUGAUCCGGGUGCUGCCCACCUAACCACUUUCUCUUGGUUUUCUUGGCCAUUCCGAUAUGCCUAUUACCUCUUUGUUCGCUACGUUAAGCGUGAUCCAACAUGGGCGUACCUUCUCCGUGACUUUGGCCUCAAAACUGCUACUCAGCAAUGGAAGCUUGUCGCCCAGCGUGAAACUUUCCGUGCUACCUGGCAUGACUGGUGGAACGCCAAGGAGCAAGACUUCGACUUCAUUCUUUGCCCUGUCAAUGCCACCCCUGCUCUCCCCCACGGCGCGAUGACUGACGCUGUCAGUGCCUGUGGUUACACUUUCUUCUGGAAUAUGCUUGAUUACUCCGCCGGUGUCAUUCCAGUCGGCCAUGUUGACGCUAAGAGGGAUGCUCUUGUUGGGCCUGAUGGCAAAAAGGGCAAGAAUGUGUACAAGCGGGUGUUGAAGAACUUGGGUGUUGACAGUGCCGUUUCUCGGGGUGCCUGGAAGUACUAUGAUGCCGAUGCUAUGCACGGUCUUCCUAUCGCUGUCCAGGUUGUCGGGCGAAGGUGGCACGAGGAGAAGGUUAUCGGAUGUAUGCAUGCUGUUGAGCGAGCUUUGGAAGAGUACAAGGGCCCGGCUGGUGAGGGUGGGAAGUAUCAGCUCUUGGAAGUUGACUGA